Molecule: messenger RNA, 2355 nt
Organism: Lasiodiplodia theobromae
Lineage: Eukaryota; Fungi; Ascomycota; Dothideomycetes; Botryosphaeriales; Botryosphaeriaceae
Product: tRNA (adenine-n)-methyltransferase
Exons: 8
Coding region: 1-2355 (784 amino acids)
Biological process (GO): tRNA methylation
Cellular component (GO): tRNA (m1A) methyltransferase complex
Molecular function (GO): alkaline phosphatase activity; phosphoglycolate phosphatase activity
Source: RefSeq, a predicted model, not a curated record
AUGCACCCACUGGCCCGCCUGCACCAGGCGCUGCUCGCCCCCGCAGUCCGCCGCCAGUGCUGUCGAUCGUUGGCCACGCACGCCCGCUCCAAGGUCUUCGCCGAGGGCGAUAUCGUCCUGCUGCGGAACAGAAACCGCCCCGACCAUGCCGGCGUCCUGACCAAGCCACUGCAGCCCGGCGUCGUUAUCGGCACCCACCAUGGCAACAUCCCUCACGACGACAUCAUCGGCAAGAGCGUCCGCGACACGAUCCUGACGAGGGUCCGUGACCCGGCCCAGUCCAGGCAGACCGAGUACCGCAUCCAAGAGCCAACACUGGACGAGUACGUGCGCAUGUCUCCGCGGAUCGUCACUCCUAUCUACCCCAACGAUGCGUCAUUCAUUGUGAAUCUAUUCGACAUCCAUGUGAGCCCCGCUCUGCCCGGCGCUGCCCUUUCACCGCCAUUGGAGAUUCUGGAGGCCGGAACCGGGCAUGGCGGUCUCACGUUACACCUUGCCCGUGCCAUCCACGGCGCCAACCCGCCGCUGCCCGAGUCUCUUCGGGUGGAACAUGCCCCUCCCACAGACGCCGAUCACUCUGCCGAGGAUGUGACGUAUGAGUCGACGACCAUCGACCACAUAGCCGAACAUACGCUUGAGUCUUGGAAGAAGAAGAGAAGAGCAGUCAUUCACACCCUGGAUAUCAAGGAACGACACUCGAAGCACGCGCGGAAGAUCGUUGAACGGUUCCGCCGGGGCAUGUAUGCCAAUGACAUCGACUUCCAUGUCGACGAUGUCUCAUCUUGGAUCAAGGCACGCUUCUCAGCGCAGACCAAAGGAGAUGCUAAUAAGCAGCCCGAGCCGUUUUUGUCCUACAUUUUUCUAGAUCUCCCCUCAGCAGAGGACCAUUUGGAGAUUGUAUCACAGGCCCUUCACAUGGACGGCGCUCUGGCAGUUUUCAACCCAAGUAUCACGCAAAUUGCGGACUCGGUGAAGAAAAUCAAGGAGCUACAGCUACCAUUUGCACUCGACAGGGUUGUUGAGCUGAAGGGAUAUGAUACCGUUCGGGAGUGGGAUGUUAAAGCCGUGCAGACCAAGGCGGCGAGGCAAGCAGCCCAAAACAAUGUGGAAGAUAAGGAAGUGGAUGCCGAGGAGGCAACUGCCGAGAAUGCUGAAAAGGAAACCACUUUGGCCGAGCAGGCGGUAGAGGAAGCGCAUGACUUGGAAAGAAUUGAAGCCGAACAGGCCGAACAGCUUCAGAAAGGUAAAGAUGAUGAUUGGAAGUUGGUCUGUCGCCCCAAGACCGGCUUGACGCACUCUGGAAAGCUCCGAUAUCUCCGGCGCCGUUCCGGCAAACGUCAGAUCAGAUCUCAGGUCAGCCCCACCAUUCCAGUCACCGUGUCGGCCUCAGCCUCAAUCUUUAACUUUCUCUCCUCCUUACUCUCAUACGAUCUCAAGAUGGCUGAGCCAAAGCACUUGACCGGCGACAAAGCCGCCAUCGAGGAGUUCCUCAGCAAGUUCGACACUUUCUUGUUCGACUGCGAUGGCGUGCUAUGGUCUGGCGAUCACCUCUACGACCAUGUCCCGGAGACGCUGGAGAUGCUGAGGAGCAAGGGCAAGCAGCUUGUCUUCGUCACCAACAACAGCACCAAGAGCCGCGCAGACUACAAGCAGAAGUUCGACAAGCUCGGCAUUCCCGCUAAAGUGGAGGAAGUCUUCGGCUCGGCCUACAGCGCCGCGGUGUACAUCUCGCGCAUCCUCAAACUGCCCGCGGGCAAGAACAAGGUUUUUGUUCUGGGCGAGUCUGGCAUCGAGCAGGAGCUGCGCGCCGAGGGCGUGCCCUUCAUCGGCGGCACCGACCCGCACCUGCGCCGCAACGUCGACCAAGCCGACUUCGAAGCGAUCGCGAACGGCUCCGCGCUCGACCCGGAGGUCGGCGUGGUGCUGGCGGGCCUGGACUUCCACGUCAACUACCUGAAGUACUCGCUCGCGUUUGCGUACUUGAGGAACGGCGCCAAGUUCCUGGCCACCAACAUCGACUCGACGCUGCCUAACGCGAAGACGCUGUUCCCCGGCGCUGGCUCGGUCAGCGCGCCGUUGGUUACCGCGACUGGCACGCAGCCGCUGUCGCUGGGCAAGCCUAGCCAGGCUAUGUUGGACGCCGUCGUGGGCAAGUUCCACUUCGAUCGCAGCAGAACGUGCAUGGUGGGCGAUCGCCUGAAUACUGACAUCCAAUUCGGUAUCGAGGGAAAGCUGGGCGGUACGCUUGCCGUGCUGACUGGCGUCAGCAAGAAGGAGGAUUUCCUGGGUGAAGGCGAUGGAACGGGCGUGAAGCCAGCAUACUACGCGGAUGCUCUUGGCGACCUGUUGGUGUAG